Rhipicephalus microplus (southern cattle tick) is the source of this 10656-nucleotide messenger RNA. It is a transcript of the gene Sptz, whose product is annotated as zinc finger FYVE-type containing 26 spastizin. Gene Ontology annotation, cellular component: lysosomal membrane; midbody; centrosome. The record is from RefSeq and is a predicted model, not a curated record. NCBI's taxonomy places the organism in Eukaryota, Metazoa, Arthropoda, Arachnida, Ixodida, Ixodidae. Gene Ontology annotation, molecular function: metal ion binding; phosphatidylinositol-3-phosphate binding. Gene Ontology annotation, biological process: regulation of cytokinesis; mitotic cytokinesis; double-strand break repair via homologous recombination.
UGGCGGCUGCGCGUUGAUCAGCUGUGCUUCCGUGCGUGUGUGCCAUUUUCGUGAUCCGUCGUGGCGUUGUCAAAGUCGCAGUGCUUGCCAGCGCUGCAUUUCGAAACGAUGACUGUGCUCGAAGAGUGAUACACUAAAAGCGAUGGUAGACGAGAGUGCAGCGGAGUCGUCUCGGCUGGCCAGGUGCGCCGACGAUUACGGUUACAGCGAAGAGACGCUCGGCUCCGCCGACAAUUUGUUGACAGAGUUCACGAGUCACGUGUACCUCGGCCAGUGGGAAUGUGCUCGAGCCUGUGCGCUCACCGCUCUGCGUGCACCGUUCACCUCCCGCGAGCAAAAGUGGUUCGUCAAGGAGUACAUUCGCGGAGUGUCGGCGCUGCCCGCAACCUUCAGUACAUGUGCCAAUCCACUCCUGCUAUCACCAAACCACCUCAGCUGGCUUGCCGCGAAAUUUUUAGAGGAUUAUUGUGACGAGCAAAAACCAUCAAAUUUGGCUCACGAUGCGGAGUUGCGGGUCCUUCUCUGCACUAUUGGUGGAGAACUUCCGGAUGCCUGUAGACAGGAGCUGUACGAAGUCUACUGUGCGGCAGCACGGUCUGAGUGUGAAAGCAUUAGUCUUCUUUCGCCGAGUUGCCUCUCAUCGCUCAAAGAGCUGUUCCUCGCGACCCCGCGAGGGCCUAGUCUUCUGGUGGAACACAUUUCUCAGCGUGUUGGAGGAGCGAGCGGCGUCACGCAGCAACUGUGGCAAGUGCACCUGGACGCCCUGCGCAGCUGUCUGGAACGAGUGAAGGAGGCUCUCUCGGCAUACGAGGAAAUUCACGACCGGCAGAGGUCGCUGUUGCUGAAGCUACUAGUGAGCCUGCCUGAUCCAUUGGCAGCGCACUGUCUUGGCAACCCUGAGUGGGCCAACGGCUUAUUGGAUACCAUCAUCAGUGAUCUGCUCGAUCUUAUCGAUGGAGGCCUUCUUCGAGAACUUUUUGUGUUUGAGUCAGUUGUGUGCCGGAAGUCCCCACUGCUGUCGAAAUUUUUAGCUCAACGUGAGAAUGAAAGGCAUGGACGUCUUGCUGCUACCAGAAGUCCACUGUCGCUGGCCGUGUCAGAGGAGUCUGGCCAGUUGGAUCUAAAAGAGGCAUUCCUCAAGUCCUUUGUCAGGGAAGAGCAUUUCCUGGAAACCAAAUUGAACGCUGCUGUCAAAAAGUUGCACAGGGGAGAAUCGGAAGCAGCACUUCGUCUCUUUGCGCAUCCUGUUCUGCAAGACUUCUACAUUAUUGCCUUAUUUCGUGCCUGGAAUGAAGUUGUGUCAGACAACGACGCAAGCUGUGUAUUGAAAGCAUUGGACAACACCAAGACCAUAACAUGGAGCAGUCAAGAAACGCACAGUUUUCUUACGGAGAUGCGGUAUCGCCUGUUCGUGACGGAAUGGAUCAUCUCGCUACAGAGGAAAAGGAAAACUUCAUUGACGUCUAUGGCCGAUGUCAAGGCCAGGAACCGUACCAUCUUUGGAAUGCUUCAGCACCAGUCCGUGCUGCGUGUGCUUCAUAAGACCCUAGGCCUUGGAGAGUUAGAUCGCAGUAACACUUUUCACCUCCUCAGUGGGCAAUGCCUUGUUGCCGGUGAGAGCACGGAUGUCACAUACCAUUCCAGCCCUGCUCGGAGCAGAGACUGCGCCCUUUACCGAGGAUACCUGGCCAUGCAGCAUGCAAUGAACGCCAUGCAUUCGGCCAUUGUGCUACACCACUUGGGAUGCAGCGUUGCAAAGCUUCGGGAACAAGAGCAGCUUCAAGAGGAGCUUCCAGAUGACGUGGUCUUGAGACAGUGCGAUUCUCUUGCUGACGCUGUUGCCAUGUAUGGAUUUGGGCCAGUGCACAAACAUGUAGUUCUCGAUGAACUGGAGCAUUUUGAGGAAGAGGUUGGACAGCUCCACCCAUUGACAUUUCGCUUGGAAGUUCUGGAAAAUGUCUUCUCGCUUCUCUUUGUGACCCACGUCAAUCUGCGAAGAGACGCGAGCGACGACGAGGAUGCCACUGACGCUGAAGAUGAUGCCAGAAGCGAUGAGCAUCAUUCCAGUCAGUCACCGUUGGAGGUGUCGGUCACCCCGGAAGCACACGACACGGAAUCGGAUGGUGACGCUAAAAACAACGCCGAGAAUCAAGCAGCUAGUGUCUAUGUAUCGGCAUCGAGCAGUGUUGUGAAGGAGACGAGCGACUCCCUUUCGGGCAAAGGCAGCACGGCUAGCAGCAAUGCGGCCAAUCGGGUGGCUACGGGCUUUGUGGGUUUCUUGUGCCCUCCUUUCCUGGUGCCCAGCAUGCUGGCCUCUCUGUCCACUGCUGUCCUCGCAACGCAGGCCGAGCUGUUCAACCGGUCAGCUCAGAGGAAAGCCAUGGCUUCUGGUGGUGGAGACUCGCUGCCUCAGGAGCCACCCGUAUCAUCCUCGGUCAGCUGGGAGGAGCUUCCAUCUCGGUUGGACCAGCUGCGCAAGCACGUGGUCGAAGCCCAAUGGCGAUAUGAACUGGUCACUUCUUCUGAGCCAGUACCAGAAGUGGACCCACCUGUGUCGCACGUUAGUCCCCUUGACAUCAUCAAGGAAAGCCCAGAAGGUAGUCUAGUGCAGCGUAAAGCUGGACGAAAGCCAAAAAAACGACGGCGCCGAUCUUCGCUCGUGUUGCAGCGUGGUGACUGCACUAUUAUUGAAAAGAUGCUGGCCAGCUUUGAAGCAUUGCUGAAACACUGUCUCUGGCAUGGAAGCUACGAGAAGGCGGCACAAGUGGUCCAGGUUCUUAAUCUCGAUGGAACUCACGAUGCUCAGGAACUGCAGUUCAGCCGUCACUUGGAGGAGGUCACGGGGAACCUCACCAAUAUUUCCACUCCGGCGAACCGCACCACGUACUGCACUUCAUCCGCCUCCACUUCCAUCAUUGGUCAGGCUGCACGGGAAGGCCUGCACCUCACGAUGGCCACGGCUCUGGUCGAUCGGCUUCUCUGUGCCGACGGAGUGCCCACCAUACCUGAAGCAGAGCUCCUAAUUCGUAACAGGUCCAGCUCAUUCAGCACUAGCUCCGAGGGAUUGACCAUUGAAAAUGGCCAUUUAAACAUCGCGAGCGGAAACACGGCUGCACGUAACUUCGUGGAGGAAUAUGGCAGCGGUGGACCUCAUGUUGCUGCCGUGGCAGAUCUGGCGCUCACUGCCGAUGUUCCACGGGAUGUCGCGGAGCGCUUGCUGGCACUUGCAGUCAGCAAGCGUGAGACCGAAGUGUCAGGAAACUUGCACGGUCGAGUCCCUCGACUGACGACUACGUUGGAAGCACUGCGACGGUUUCUCCAGGAGGCCAAUGAAGAUGAUGGCAUCGUCGGUGCUGUCGGGUGCUGCUCAAAAAAUGAAGAGACAUCGCUCAAGACGUUGCUUGUCGGAUUUGUGGAUGAGUUUGAUGCAGAGAAACUGCACAGGCAGCGAGCAGCAUGGCGUCAGAUAGAAUCCCUCUACAGCAAGAUCUUCACAUGCCUGGCUUGCUGUCAGUCGAAUUCCUCUUCCUCUGGCGAUGAGGAGUCUCGGGUGGAGCUCCAUCGCUCCUUCCUCCAACUGAGCAAGGCCACAGUUUCGGAGCAGAGAGCCGACCUGACGUUCCUGCCCGCCGUGAAGUUCGACUUCCUCCGUUCUGUCUAUGCCCACGCUCGACAACUCCACAAGGCCAUUCGUGAAGCCUCGCAGCAGUCAAAGACUAAAAUGGCACGGAUGUCUGAGGACAGCUACUUCUGGGUGCUCAGCCAGAGUCCGUCGAAGCUGCUAGCGCGGCUAGUCCUUCGCGAGGAAGUUGCUCCCUCACGGCUGGAAAGCCUGGCACACCAGAUGAAGCUGAGCCUGGCCAAUGUUCUCGCCCGCGAGUGCUGUCCCCAAGUCCUGCUCAAAAGUGCACACAAGCCGGAAACACAGUUUUCAAUGGAUUCACCCGGAGUGCUCAAUGACUGUGGUGAAAGUUCUGCAACAGAUUCCUCCAGGCAUCCAAAUUAUGUCGUCAAGUGCCUCUUGAAGGGCCUCAUCAAGUUGAUGGAAGAGCACAUGGAACGAAGUGAUGCUGUGGUCACAUUAAAUGGUGCCAGAGCCCUUGGCCAUAGUGAAGCUUUUACCUCGUGGGCCAAAGGUUGUGCUUCGCUCGCACACGUUGACCUCUCUCAGCUGCACAGGGGUGUCGGUCAGCUUGCAUUUUUCAUCAAUCUCGCCAAUUUGUUGACUCUUCAUGCCGCCAUUCUCCAGGCUGCAAACAUUUCGGAAGAUGAACUCGCAGAGAUUCGGUUUGUGCCCAUCACCUCGCCUCACUUACACCAGAGGGCACUGCAGGAAAGGCUGGUGGCCUACCAUGUUGGGCAGCUGGGCAUUGUCUCGUUGUUUUACAUUAAAAGGAAGGUUCUCUUCUGUGACCAUCAAAUGGAUGUUGUCUCAGAAAAUGGCCGUGAUCCAGUUUUGGAAAUGCUGACUUCUCAGGAGCCACCUGUGAAAAAGGAGUUUGCGCCCCACUUCCACCCCAAGGCUGUUUUUGCUCUGGUGCAAGGUCACAUUUCUGACCCCAAGAUUGAGGUAAUCUAUCCAGAGACCAUAGAAAGCCAGCUCCAGUCGGCUGUGGACAGAUGUAUGGCACGCAUCAAAGCCAUGACUAGGCAGGGAGUCAGAAUGAUAAUUUUCCCAUGGCAAAUGCACUUUUUCUUGACUACUGACAUGCAACUCGAUGAAAGCUGUGAAGAACUGAGGAGCUCCUUACAACAAAUCAUUCCCGAAGAAUUUGUCGUUGAGUAUCAGAAGGAAGACGGCUUGUUUGGUGUGGUUUUGGAUGGUUCACUGCCGCUGGUAUCCUCAUUGGAAUCUGGGGACGAGUCUGUAACCAUUGGUGCCAAGGUUCCAUCUCACGUGCUCAGCUACCUCGAGAACCAUUGUCCUCUGCUUGUCCGGCUGCUCAAGUUUAUGCUUCCAAAGGCUCCCAGGAGUCCACAGCUGGAAGAUGGCGUCAAGUAUCGAGGUCUGCCCCUGGACAAUUUAUUAGCGCACGUCUAUGGACUCUGGAUGCAGCUGUCAACUCCACAGAGCCAUGCUGCGUGGACUGCCAUGGCUCUUCGUGGCUCCUCGAGCCCUAAUGUGGUCUGGGAGGCCCUGAGUGGGGCAGCAGGCCAGCGAGACUGGAUCAGUGUCUUGCUCAUCAUGGAGUUUGUGGAUGCCUUGGACGGUGCGACCGGGGAGGAUUUGGUCUUCUACAGGCGCUGCAUUCUCAGCCUCUUGGCUGGCUCCUGGCUUGACACGGAGCAAGGUGCUAUGGAUAGUGACACUGGACCUUGGAUGUAUGCUAUGAGGAUCAGAGAUCUUCGCUUGCGGUUUGACUGCAUGCUGGCAAAUUAUGUACACUGGCCCGACACAUAUGCGCUUGAAGCUCUAGAGGUGCUGAAGUCGGAAUGCCUGUAUGCUGGAGACAUGGAGCUGCACAAAGAAGUUUCUGAAGAGCUCGACAGGUUCAAUUUGUAUCGGGAGAUUGCCGAGAACUUGAGAAAGUGUGGUGAUGAAGAGCAUUGCACCUGGAAGGACAUAGCCUUGAAGUCAGCAUCUGACCCACUCCUUGUUCUGCAGAAGCUGUACAAGUUUUCAUUAUGUGACAUAGCUAGCCGGUGGUCUGACCUCCAUACUGUUAGCACAGAAUGCUUCAAGAUUGUCACUGAACUGAAGGCACUCCACCUACUUAUGCAAUCUCCACCCCAAUCAAAUGAAGCAUUCAGACUCACUGAUGGACUGAACAGAGAUGGCGAAGCGUUUCCACUUUGGCAGAGGGUGCUUGAUCGACUGCCCAAUGCAGAGGGGAAGAUACUGCUGCUCAAUUAUUUGACAGAGAGCUACAGAGACUGCCUCAUGGAUGUCGAACUGAUCUCGUAUCAGCGCACAGGCAUCGGUCUCCGGAUGUACAUGUGCAUCAACUCAGAAAAACAACAGAGCUACGCAUGUCUUGUGAAUGAUCCAGCCCUGCUUCUUGAAAUGCUGCUGAUGAAUGCAGAGGUGGAUUCUGUGGGAAAGUCUCUCGAAGCAACAGCGAGUUUCCUUGACAGCAAUCACUCUCCCUUCACCAGGGAGGCUGCCAAUGAUUUGCUGAAGAAGUAUGCUUCUAAAGCCCUGGAGCUUCUUCUGAUGCCAACUCCACGCUCCGAGACUGACACAGCCUCACAGUCUGCUGGAAGCAUCUCGGCGAAGGACUCUGAGGGUGCCAUGUUUACGAUGCCAUUGAAGCCGCCUCCACAGUCGGAAUGGACGCCUGACGCGGCUGUGUCAUGUUGCAUGGCUUGCCACAUUGAAUACUUUAGUAUGUUCAGCCGAAGACACCACUGUCGGCGCUGCGGCCGUGUUGUGUGCUACACGUGUUCUCAGCAGACUAUGGUUGUGGAGGGCUUUGGCCAAUACAAAGUUCGGGUCUGCGAUGAUUGCUUCAACCAGACUGCAAAGCUCAAAAAUGCAGAGGAAACUGCAUCCGAGUCCUCAGAGGAGCACGUUCAUCCUGUUGAAAUAAUUGAUGAUGCAGCAAGGGGCCGUUCUGACUCUAUCAAGACACCGCGGAGUUCUUCUGUGUCGAAACACAUUUUCUGGCAAUUGACAACCAGUGCUGAGGAGAACUGCAGCUGUCAGGGAGCAGUUCUGCUAGCUCCAAGUGUUUCUCUCUCACUCGCCAUUCUGGAAAAACAUUCCAACCAGGCAGACUGUGCCACUUAUAUCUUAUCUCUCUCUGAUAGUCUCUUUGCUAUUUUGGCCCCAAAGAGCACUUCUGAGAGUUUUGUUGACUAUGGGCUCAUAAUCACCAUGCUCAAGUCGUUGAUCUUGAGAGCCAAGGUGAAGUUUCUGAGUGCAGGUGUAACGAGUGGCGUGGCGUGUAGCGACACUUACCUCAGGAGGCUGGACAUUGUGCGUCUCAUGGUCAAUGCAAACUGUCAACACCUUCUCCCUGAGGAAAUGCUUAUUCGAACUGCCAGUAAUGCCAGUAAUGGAGAUGAGUCUGGCUUCCGGCGCAAGAUUGGUCGAAGCCUCAACUCCGAUCAAGGAUCGGAGCGCAAGCUGAGGGACCGGCUUAUGGAGACUGAACGCAUGGCCCUGGCUCUCGAAGUUUCCACCAAGUGUGGCCUCGAGACGUCUGGCGUGUUCGCUGCUUGGGGGCUGGCACUUCUGCGUGCAGGUGACUGGUCGUCUGCUAGGGAGAAGUUCUCACACUGUUUACAGAAACUCAAGGAUUCUGGAAAUUCAUCCAGUGAGAGUCCACUGCUGAAGGAAAUCAUUGCGAACCUUGAGAAGUCUCGCUACCCUGGCAUAAGCAAGGCUGCAGCUGUCUUCUGUGCUAUUGGCAGCCUGAAGAGUAUCAAGGACCCCAGUUUUGAGGUGAAGGUUUCGGUCAAUGAAUUGAAGGGCGUGGUGUACUCUGAGUGCAAGCACUACCUGGAACUGUACGGCAGCCACCGAUCAAUGUUGGCAUUUCUCUACCGACAUGGUCGAACCACACAGGCCCUUGAGUACUACCUUUCAAAGGGCUGUGAGGUGGAGCUGUUCAUAGAGGAGCUACUGCAGCCGUCGUUGAAGCAGGGCACCUUGGACGCGCUGCUUUCAUCGCUUCGCCAGAUGGACACCGGCCUUAAUCGGUGGUGGCCCACUCUACUUGCCGUCUGCCGCAGCCUUCAGAAACGAGGACGAAUGCAUACACUCUACGCUGUGCAGCUGUUCAUGGAGGACUACCUACGUGCAGCUGUGACAAGCAUCCAGUUCUUUGAAAGCCCCCCUGCCAGUGGUUAUUCAGAGCUUCACCAGCGCCUUGCACAUCUGGCUGAUGCACGAAAACAUCUGGAGACAUACCUGUCCAAAUACACAACGUGGGAUGGACAUCGUGCAAGCACGGGCACUCAAGUUCUGGCAAUGUCACCCAAGGAGGUGAACAGGAACGUUAGUAUGGUGAACAUGCAGAUCGACAUCACACGGUUCCUGAAUGCACGCGAGACCGAACAGGAGAAGCUGCUGCUGCCUCGCCAGAAGGACAGCGCUGACGGUGUCACACCAACUCUCUUUGGUGACAUGGCAAUGAAGAGAGACCUAGCCUGCCUGGUACUAGUCAAUGGAAGGAAUGUCGAGGAAGGCUUCGGUCUGGCAUUCCGAAUCAUCCAGGAGAAUCACUUAGACGGCGACAGUGUGUUUGAGCGCGCAGCUCAGACCCUCGUUUCAGCUGGAGCUGUGUCGCAAGUUGAGCGUUUAGUUAGAUGCAUCCAGAGCUGUGGCUACCCGGAUCGCUACGACACUGAUGCUGUUGUGCUGGCGGCCUUGCAGGAGUUGGUGCGCUCUCAGGAUGAUAAAAAGGAUUUGGACCUGCUAGUUAAAUGCCUGAAAAAAGACGUCAACAAAGUUGAAGCAUACAUGCUUGCUGGUCGGCUCAAAACUGCCUACCUGCUGGCAGUUAGGCAGAACCGCAUCGACCACGUCAAGCGCAUCAUGGCACUGGCCGAGGCUGCUGGACAGGAGAGCGUCCGGGCCAUUUGCGCAAAACGCCUGCAAGGUGCAGGCACGCCUCCUCAGUGAAGGCCUAGGCCAACACUUCUGUAUUCGCAAAUGCACCAAAAUAGGUCCCAGUACUGUAAAGUGCGCCACUUCCCAAGGUGAUCUUUUAUCUUCAGAGUACCCCUUGGUUGUGUUCACAAGUGUUAAUAGCAGUUCUUUUUGUAGUGUAGUCCACCCAGUGAGUACUUUAGUAUUAACUUGGAUAAGACGGUCAGUUGAUGUUUAUCCAGUAGAUCAAAGCAGUAUCGAUAUUUUGUAAACUUUUGACUUCCACUAGAGAGCAGACCAUGCUGUGCAAUGUGCCACCAGCUGCACAGUUCUUUGCGAUAGACGCGAAUAUCCAGAUGUGGAACGGUAACACUGUACAGUACUUGCAAGCAUGAUUACCACACAUCAGUUGACUUGCAAUACAUUCUGUUAUAUGUGAUACAUUUUGGCGAGCUGAAAAAGGCAUAUCGCCUUGAUUACGUGUUUUUCAGUUGAGCUACUGUGUGCAUACUGCAUUUCUUUGAUGUCUGAACGAAUUUGAUUCUAUGACAGGUUUGUUAGUUCUGUACAAGAUCAUGUUAUUAAAGUUCAGUGCUUUAUAAUAGGCUUUAUGAGGUGGCAGUAUGCACGAAAUCUCACUUUAUAUUGAAUAUAUUGUGAAGUGAGUGUAUGAGUAUGCAUGUUAUCAUUUCAGAUUUCUUGCAUUGCUUCAGUGUUUGUGUGCCUUGAUCUGAGACUUGAAGCAUGUAAUUAGGUCUGAGUGGCAAUGAUCUUGAGUACAAGUCAUGAAGUAGGGCUUGCUCGCAGUUGAAUAGCAUCACCCAAGUGCCUUUGUUUUCUGUUUCUAAGGCAUUUCAAAGGUGCAACAUAGGCUGUAUAGGUAUCCAUGCCUAGAUGUAUCGAUAGACGUCGAUGGUUUGUGAAAGUAGAUUUAUACUGUAACUUUAAGCUUUUCAUCGGGUUGUGCCGUGACGAGAAAAUAACGGCAAAGGUGAACACCGUGUAAUUAGAAACGUACCGACCAUAUAAUGGUGCUCUUGAAUAUGAGACUGGUAUGUACACUAUGGCUGUGAUUUUUCCUUCUUUUUAACACUAGUAUUUGUUGCUCAUUUUUAUGUGAACAGUGUCUUGCUACUUUCCUUUUUACUACUGCGACAUUUGCCAUGUUAUACGAACGAUGUGACUUGAAGGGGCAUUUUAUAGGGACAUUCUUUAAAUAGCGUACGAGCCGGGCGCCCACUUACAAGGCUCUGUUGUAAAUCUGUCACAGCACAAAGGUGUACCAAAGAUAAUAUUGAUGUGUGCUUGUCUUGUUUUUAUUUGAUGCCUCAAAAAACACAUCUCAUUUGAAGGAAAGUGUCUGUGUACUUGACUAACCCGGGCUCUUUAUUGUUGCAUUAGUAAUAUGCUGUAUGGUGCGUCACACGAGUAGGAUCAAUUUAGUGCGACAUCACCAAAACACCUGGUUUUUUAGAUUGUUGUCAACUGUUUGGCAUGUUCCAAACCGUCAUCAUGCAAGUUUGUUACCGGUGGCAUGUUUUGUAAAUAGCCAAUAGCCAUGUUGAGCCAGAAAUUAACUGUGUGUGUUUGUGUAUGCGUAAAUGCCUUGUAUUGAAAGCUCGUAAUACCGUGAGCCAAGUGAAAAAAAUAGCAGCGUUCUUUCAGGGUGAAGAUGCCAUCUUCACUGUCUGAGGAAAUAUCUGUGAUUCAUUCAAGCGAAUAUAACAUUGGGAUUUCUUGGACAGUUGCUAAUACAAUGCCUUUAUAUUUCAAAUGAAAAGAUCAGCCUUCACACAUUUACAUCGUUUCACCUGGUACUUGAAGAGUCGCGAGCUGUUUUUCCUAACAAUGGGCAACCUUGUAGCUAAGCGAGUUUAUGGUUCUAUGCCUAGUGUGCCUUAGCGUUCAGUUAACCUGUAGGCAUUCACUAUUGCCACAUUAAAUACUUCUGUAUCACUGGAUGUUGUUCAUCCACUAGGGGCAAUGUGCCGUGCAUUACUUGAGUAAAAAAAAUGUGACCACACAGCUUUACAACCUCAACUAUGCAGCUAUAGUAUUUGUAUAAUAUCACCUUUCUAUAACACUUGCAUGAUGGAUUUAUAAAUUUGGAAUUUUGUUUC